Molecule: messenger RNA, 2737 nt
Organism: Klebsormidium nitens
Lineage: Eukaryota; Viridiplantae; Streptophyta; Klebsormidiophyceae; Klebsormidiales; Klebsormidiaceae
Source: the annotation of a GenBank genome assembly
CCAACAGGUGGCCCCCCUGGUGACCGUCUGCUUCCUCACCUGCUACUCCGCGCUCAACCUCUCGUGCUUCGUCCUCGCGGUCCUGCGCGCGCCGUCCUGGCGCCCCACCUGGCGCUUCUUCCACUGGACCACCGCUCUAGUUGGCGCCCUCCUCAGCUUCGGCCUCAUGUUCACCGUCGUCUGGUAUUGGGCGGUGGCAACGGUUGUGGUAACGAUCCUGCUGUACCUGUACAUCGACUUCCGGCAGGUGCAAGUCGACUGGGGGACGGGGCUCGGGGGGCUGAGGCUACAGCUGGCGGUGCACAGCAUUCUGAGUGUUGGCCAUGAGAGUCGGUACUCCGUCAACUGGCGGCCGCAGCUGCUGGUGCUGACGAAACCGCGCGAGGUUUGGGAGGCGCACUCGCACGCGGGCGACCAGCUUCUUGCAUUUGCCGCCCAGCUGAAAAAGGGACAGGGGCUCUCCGUCGUGACCGUCAUCGUGGAGGGCGACCUCAACAAUUCCCAGAAGUUCAAGGAGGCACAGUGGGAGCUGAAGGACUUGGAGCGGCGGAUGAAGAAGGAGAAGGUGACCGGCUUCUCCCGGACGCUUGUCGCAGCGUCGUACCGCGAGGGGAAGUCGUUUGCGCUGCAGUCGUCCGGGUUGGGUGCGCUGGAGCCCAAUACGCUGCUUAUGGGCUGGCCGCACAGGUGGGCGGACCCCGAGCAUCCCCACAAUGCGCGCAACUUCGUCGAGACGCUCACGCAGUGCAAUACGACCUCGAAGGCCGUCCUCGUAUGCAUGAACCUGGACUCUUUUCCGCGGCGCUCAGAACGUAUUGAGGGCACCAUCGACGUAUGGUGGAUCGUGCACGACGGGGGCCUGCUCAUGCUGCUCGCGCACCUGUUGCAGCAGCAUAGGGUAUGGAACAAGUGCCGGCUGCGCGUUCACACCGUCUCGGAGGAGUGGGACAACCCGGUGACGGUCAAGGCGAAUCUGGAGAAACUCCUGGAGCAGAUCAGAAUCAAGGCCGAGGUCGACGUGGUUGAGCUAACCGACGGCGACAUCGGUCCGUACACUUUCAACAACACGCUCAAGUUUGAAGAGGCCAAAAAGUACAACAAGGAGCUGCAGCAGAUCAUCAGCCGGUCGAGGAAUCCGAAGCUCGACCGCGCGUUUGGGCCGGAGAGCAGCAACGAAAACACGUUGAACAGCGAGGAUGCGCUCAUUCUCAAGGACAUGAGCGCCGGCCGGUUGCACCUGUCCAAGUCGUUGCCCAACAUAGAGGGCGGCAAGUACGGAUCUUCAGACGACGACGAAUCGGACGCUGAUGACGUCACCGAUGACGUGGCAGCUGAUGACUCGGUACCCGGCUCCCCGCCGCUGCUCUUCCCGGGGGAGAUUGGGAUGGUGAAGGGAGCGGAGAACGUCAGCCGCAGCAGGAACCCGAAGCUCGACGCAGCUUUCAACCGUCACGACGACGAAGCUCCCGAGCCGACACGUGGCCCGAUCGGGAUGAGCCGGUUGGGGGAUCCCUCUCCGUCGCAUGCCCCCGCCGUGCGGCUUGUCAAGAGCGACCUCGGCGGGGGUUUGGAGGGUUCGGAGCGGAAGCGCGCGGUCGCAGAAAAGUUCAAAGAUCUUUGGGAUAAUGAGGACGAGUCGGAGGAGCCGGCUGGGGUAGGGUGGAGUGCUGACGUGGCAGACGACGUGACGGGUGACGUAAGGAAGUCGUCCGCCGGGACGCGUUUUGAACGGAAGGGGUCGAGUGUGAAGAGGGACAGCUCGGCGCCAGAGCUCGCUCGGAUUCCCGAGGGUGAGGGUAUUCACAGCGAGGAGGGGGAGGGGAGUAGCGUCCAGCAGGAGCUGCCGGGCAAGCGUUACAAGCGGGUUCAGAUUGCGGAGGAAAUCCACGUGAUUGACAACGAGGAGACGUCGGGCAGCGGGAGCGGAAGCAGCGAUUAUGAUCCCGGGAAGUACAGUGAGAAUACGCUCGACAGUGAGAAUACGAUCGGGUCGGAAGAGAACCUGACGAUGCAAGAGCUGAACGCGACACUGAUGGGCAAUCCCAACUUCCGGUCGAAGGGAUACCCCGGUUCUCCUCUGGAUCCGAAGCCGUCCUUGUUAAGGGAGACGGCUAAGGAGCGGACGUGGAGCACGUUCACGAAAGGAGGGUCCAUUUCGCCCGCGCCGCUCAACCGGCUGAUCGUGGAGAAGUCGGCGGAUGCGGCGCUGGUUUUGAUCAACUUGCCGGACCCGUUUCUGAACAUGCAGCCGGAGAGGUACAUGAUAUACUGCGAGGAGUUGACCCAGGGGUUGAACCGCGUGUUACUGGUGCACGGGUCCGGAAAGGAAGUGGUCGCCAAGUUGUAACUUGGGAAAAGGAUUGAUGUUGCAAUAAUGUGCGUCGGCUGUAUUUGGAGGGCGGCCUUUGUGAAGCAGAGUUUCUGCCUCGUUUAGUCAUAUACUCUAGAAGAACACAGGACCGUGCUAGGCAUUCUUGGCCCAGCAAUUUUUAUACUAGAUCUUUGGCAUUGAAGCAGAAUUCUACAUGUACUUAAAUGGUCGACAUAGUGUUAAAUUGAAACGGUUACGUAAUCUACAGCAGGAUACAUUCCUUUGACAAAGGACAUGUUGUGUUAUUCGCAAAUUGUCUUUCCGCGAAGGGCACCAAUCUGCAUUGGUGCAUUGGUCCACCGACCGGGCCAAAGUAUUGGCCAACUCACAUGACCAUGAAAAGCUAGCGGACUUUCUUGAGAAGAG